Polyodon spathula (Mississippi paddlefish) is the source of this 1817-nucleotide messenger RNA. Its product is annotated as mitochondrial fission regulator 1-like. NCBI's taxonomy places the organism in Eukaryota, Metazoa, Chordata, Actinopteri, Acipenseriformes, Polyodontidae. Gene Ontology annotation, cellular component: mitochondrion. Bases 146 to 1150 code for a protein of 334 amino acids. Gene Ontology annotation, biological process: aerobic respiration; mitochondrial fission. The transcript has 8 exons. The record is from RefSeq and is a predicted model, not a curated record.
UAUUUUCUCAUCGUUCUCUCCAAUUGCCACAAAUCCGGCUAAACUAAGGAGAACUGCCGGGAUUGUGAACCGGUAUUAAGUAUUGGGCAAAUUGACUUUGACCGAGAAAAAUAAGCAUGAAGCCCAUGCUGUGCAGCGGUCAUAGAUGAUUCAUUUUCUUAAUGUAAGGAUGAUCCUGGAACAGGCAAGUUUAGACAUGGACUCUACAUUUUGGACAGACAAGCCCUAUGGGUCCUCUCGGAGCAUCGUAAGAAGAAUAGCUACCAGCCUUCCACUGAAACCAUGCCCUAGAGUUCAGUUUCAGCUUCACCCAUACCCUCAAGAAGCAGACAGUCCUAACCAAACAUCUGAUGAAAAUGGAAUAGUAGCUUCCUUUGCAGAUGUUGCCUGGAUUGCUGAGUGUGAAGGAGAAUCUUUUACAAGACUCAGGUCUGAUGUUCGUCCUGGAUUUAUACUUCCUUCUCAGCAACUACACGGGCUUGGAAAACCUCUCGCCAGACAAGUGUCUUUACCAGACAUAACCAGAAAAAAGCUGGAACCUAAGAACUCAGUGUUUGCUAAUGAUGAGGCGAUACAGAAAAUCGGUGCACUUGAAAAUGAACUUGCCCAGCUUCGACAACAAAUAGCUAGAAUUGUAAUGGUGCAAGAACAGAAUGCGUUGACUGCUGCUGGAUCCUUAACCCCGUUGAACGAGACCCCCCUUCCUCCUCCUCCUCCUCCUCCACCUCCACCGCCGCCUCCACCAGGUCUUCAGCGUAGCUUCUCAGCCAUAGAUCUGAUCAAAGAGCGACGAGGAAAAAAAAACAGCUCUGAUAACACACUCCUGGACUCUGGGCCCAAACAGCCAGCAAUACCAAACAUGUUAGAUAUUCUGAAAGACAUGACCAAAGUGAAGCUACGGGCUGUGAAAUCAAUGGAAAGCACAUCAAAAACAAAACCAGGUGACCCAACAGAUGCAGCAGCUCUAAUAGCAGAGGCUCUAAAACGAAAAUUUUCUCAUCGCUAUAAGAAUGACGGUGAAAAGCAAAUGAAAAUUCCAACUUCUGAAGGGAACACUGCUACGGAGACAGAGAAUCCAUUUUUUGGACAACACAUGCUGAAAUCCACUGGCAAAAGAAAGGCGUUAGUAAGCAGCCCCUCUAAACCUUAAAAGCACUAGUAAAAUAAGGCCUCUAUUUGAAGGAAUGGCUCUCCUCUCAGCUUUUAGUUCAUAAAAGGGAAGAUCAAGAGUAAGUAGCUUCAAAUUACCUUUUUUUAUGAAGUUUGCGAUGAUUCUGUGUGAUUCUUUUGUAAUUCCAAAAGAUAGUCUUUUUAGUUGUCUUACAGGUCACUGUGUUUUAAGGUACUGUUCUUCAGUUCAAAUUUCUAGCCUUGGACAAACACAGGCUAGAUUUGUGACAUUUAUAUUGGUAAGCACCAGAAUCCUCUUUGUGGAUUGAGUUUCCUAUCGUACUGCAGGUCUACACUAGAUGGUGCUGCUGCUUACUAACAAAAAUACACACAAAAUAUAUGUAUACAUAUGAGUUAUUCUAGGAUACCCACUCAGAAUCAUUUCACAUUCAUAAAAAGUUACGGGGGCAGCAGAAACACAACUACAAAUAUAGAUUGAAGCGGCUUACUCUUUUUAAAGUUUUAAGUUUAUAGAAUACGAAAAUUAAUUUUUCAAGAACUAUUUUUAUUUUUUUUUGGAAAAUGCCUUUCAGUACACGUGAGAAGCACUCUUUUUAGUUGAAUAAGUUAUUAAUCCUUUUUUUUUUUUUUAAAAGCCCUACCAAUUUAUUGUUUUAAAAGACUGCCUUUUUUUUUUGUUUCAUAGU